AUGCCGUGGCCGGAAGCCGAGGAGAAUACCGGCCAGCCAGAUGGUGCGCUACAGGGCUCGCAUUCACAUUCACACUCGCCUCAGCCUGUAGCUCCCGCCGCAGGUAGCAGCGAGCAGCCGGCGGAGUCGCCACAGGACCAGCAGCUAGCUCCUGGCGGCCAUAACGGAGCCAUACCCGCUGGUAUCCUGGAAGGGAAACAGAAUGCCAGAGCUAUAAUGGGCGCCUCAGAGCUUCCGGACGGACCAGCUCAUGCUGCUGAGGGCGGUGGAGAAGAAGGAAGCGGAGGAGGGAGUGGUGGUGGUGGAGGAGGAGGAGGAGGAGGUGGUGGUGGUGAUGGGGAUGGAGAUGAGCCUGCUAGACAAGGUGGUGCCAGCUCGCCUUCUCCGCAAGAAACUAGCAUCACAAACGGAAACGGAGUCAGUCGGAAACGGUCUCGUUCUGGCUCUAUCAUACAGUCUACCGCUGCUGCGCCUGCUUCUGCUGCUGCUGCUGCUGCUGCUUCUCCUGUAAUAGAGGAUGAUGGUCUGCCGCGCAAGACACCCCUAGAAAAGGUUCUUUUGGAAGACUACCUAUACCGAGAAUGGGGUCACUCCGCCCUUGCCGCUACACGGAAUACGCACCAGGAAGUGCUCCGCCAGAAGCUCCAGGAAAGAGACUACUAUCUCGCCCUCAACCAGGAAAGACAGGCCAACCCAGCUGCUAUCUUUGGCCCGGGCUACGAAGGAUACGGUAACACCAGGACAGAUCUUAGGUCGCAGCACCCACAGCUUCUCUACCCAUCCAACCGGAGGCGGCCAGGUGGGCGGAAGGCUAAAGAGCUGCGCAUACCGCGAGAGGACAUGCUUACCCAGUCAGACCAGGAUGAACAUCUCGUUCCUAUCAGGCUCGACAUCGAUUGGGAAAAGGUCAAGGUUCGGGAUACUUUUACAUGGAAUCUCCACGAUCGCGUCACCCCUGUCGACGUCUUUGCCGAGAAGCUGGUGGAGGAUCUCGGCCUACCGCUCGAAUCUUGUGGCCCGCUUGUGCGGCAGAUUACUCAGAGCAUUCAUGAACAGUUGGCAGACUUCUACCCCCAGGUCUUUAUCGAAGAUGAGCCUCUGGACCCACACUUGCCCUACUCCGCCUACAAGAACGAUGAGCUCCGGGUUCUCAUAAAGCUGAAUAUCACCAUCGGACAACACACGCUUAUAGACCAGUUCGAAUGGGAACUGAACGACCCCCAUAAUUCACCGGAAGGGUUUGCUAUCCAAAUGUCCCAGGACCUGUCCUUGCCGGGGGAGUUCACCACAGCAAUCGCACACUCUAUCCGUGAACAGGUCCAGCUAUUCACCAAGAGUCUGUACGUCGUCUCAUACCCCUUCGACGGCCGACCAAUCGACGACCCAGACCUGAGAGACGCCUUCCAACCAUCCCCUAUUCCAUCCACUUUCCGCCCCUUUAACGUUGCCAAGGAAUAUACCCCUUACCUAUACGAACUCAAUGAAGCAGAACUUGACCGGACGGAAGGCUCCAUCUCGCGUGAGCAACGACGACAGAAACGAGUCAACAGGCGAGGAGGACCGAUCCUGCCCGAACUCAAGGACCGUCAACGAACUAUUCGGACCAUGAUCGUUUCCUCGGUCAUACCAGGGUGCGCCUCGUCCAUUGAAGAAAGUCGAUUAUUCAAACGGUCAAGUACCAGUCGCCGUGGCAGAACCUCUACCGGCCACCGUGAUGGUCUGGAAGAGUCAGAGUCCUCCGAGAGCGAAGAGUCUUCCAUCGGAUCUCCAGCCAUGUCUCGUCUCAACCAGGGAACUGCUAGAACAAGAGGCAUGAGACAAGCCUCUUCCAUGGCCCAGUCAGCCAUACGAGGACAAAUGGGCCGCUCAGCAACGCCCGAGACAACCGUAUCCCACUCUCACGAAACAAGAACAUCCGCCAGACGGCAGAACUAUAGAGAGGAAAGCUCAGAGGCACCCGAGAACCUUAUUGUCAAACUGAAGAUAAAUCCGGAUAAGUUACGACGCCUCAUGCGCGACCUCAAGUCUGGCUCGAGACAAUACACGGGGUCUCCCGGUGGCCCAUCCUCGACUCCCACAGGGAAAUCAAGUGCUCGUGGAUCUAUGGGGCCUCCACCGUCCCAAGGCCAGCCUGGCUCCGCGACAAAGAAGCCAACCAACCCUCCCCAGUUCCAUGGUGUCAUCGACGCACCCCAUCCAUUACCCCCAGGAACUCAGCCGUGGCUCAUCCAAGGCCUUGUGGGCCUUAAAAGACAAUACCCCAACGACUCCUUUGAAGGAACAAUGCGCUACACUGCCGUAGAUCCAAACACAAACCUCCCUAUCCCCAACGCAGCCCAAACACAUCCUGGCCAAAAACUACCAUACAAAUACUUCCCCCGAAUCCGCUGCAAUGACUGCCCUGGAAAACUCUACACGCCGGGCCCAGCAAUGACAGUCGAGAACUUUGAGGUCCAUCUCAAAAACAGAAAUCACAAGGAGGCCGUUGCGGCGCGGUUGGCGAGGGAGAAAGGGGGUAGUGGCCCACCACCUGUUCGACGGACACCGAGCAACAGCUCAGCAACUAAAGAAAGCAGUGCGCCAACUGGUACGAGCACGUCCGCAGGUAACGAUUCGUCUGGAGCUGCGUGA
This is a messenger RNA of Trichophyton verrucosum HKI 0517, 2631 nucleotides long. RefSeq lists its product as uncharacterized. NCBI's taxonomy places the organism in Eukaryota, Fungi, Ascomycota, Eurotiomycetes, Onygenales, Arthrodermataceae. The transcript is spliced from 2 exons. Gene Ontology annotation, biological process: chromatin remodeling; regulation of transcription by RNA polymerase II. Gene Ontology annotation, molecular function: transcription coregulator activity. The coding region runs from base 1 to 2631 and encodes 876 amino acids. Gene Ontology annotation, cellular component: SWI/SNF complex; nucleus; nuclear chromosome. The record is from RefSeq and is a predicted model, not a curated record.